Molecule: messenger RNA, 1475 nt
Organism: Populus nigra (black poplar)
Lineage: Eukaryota; Viridiplantae; Streptophyta; Magnoliopsida; Malpighiales; Salicaceae
Exons: 7
Coding region: 211-1320 (369 amino acids)
Source: RefSeq, a predicted model, not a curated record
GUGCAAACUGGCGUUUUUAUUUUUUAGGCAAUAACUCACUAUUUCUGCCGAAUACCCCGUGGAGUUUAUUUCUCAGGACGCCCUUUUAUUUUAUCCAUCGCAUCGAGCCCCCUCCUCUCCUUUUCUUAAUCGCAUUCUCUCUUUCCAAUCCCUAAUCAACGCGCAACUGCAAAGUUUCGACAUUGCAGCUAUACAAUUUGAUGGACAAUCAUGGAUGAGAAUGACCUUCCUUUUAAAGUGGGUCAGCUUGCAGAGGCAAGAUCUUUUGCACAAGGUUACCGUGGUGCUUGGUUCCGUUGCAAGAUAAUAGAUAUUGCCCGGAGAGAUUCUGGGAUGCAGUAUGCAUUGCAAUAUUACGACUUUCCAGAUGAAAAACUAAAUUGGACAAAGCUAUAUCAAUAUCCAAAGCCUAGACUCAAGAAUACAGAGAGGCAAUUGAUGGUGCGCCCUUGCUUUCCUUCUGUCUAUCUUGAAAGCAAAUUGUCUGAAAUCAAGACCAUCUCAGAAUUGGUAGUCGCUGUGAAUGAUGUUUGGAAGGUGGGAGAUUUUGUAGAUUGGUGGACUGAUGGUUGUUAUUGGUCUGGAAGACUAACUAAAGCAUUAGGAAAUGACAAAUAUCAGAUUGAAUUGUUUCCACCCCCUGCUGGUGAAGGGUCGUCUUAUGAAGCUUCCUCCAAGGAUUUCCGCCCAUCCUUGAGUUGGUCUCCAGACAAUGGUUGGACAGUGCCAAUUCCUUCGGGGAUCAACAAUCAUCAUCCAUGUGCUCGGUUGAUCAAACCUGUGAAUCAAGGGAGUCCCACAAACUUGGCAGUCCAUGCAGCUGAUAAAAUGAGAAAGGACCCCGAAGAUACAGUUAGAGCAUCUUACGAGCUGAAUGCUUCGCUUUCUUCCCAUAUUGCAACUAGUAGAUAUGAACUAAUGGGAAAAGGGCCUUUGAACCCUGCUGCAUCUAAGGAGACACGUACACCAGGAAGAAAUAUAGUGUUAGGUGUAACAAAUGGUGGAGCUGCUAAAUCUAGGUGCUCAGAUAGUCAAUCAAGUCCACAAGUUAGAGAUGCAUCUGCUGAAGUGGUGGAAGAUGCUGGCGGAAAGGACAAUGACGAUAAUGACCCCCCCCUGAAGAAGAUGAGAACUGAUGGAGGUAUAUGUUCGGAUUCCACAUUCUCAGAUACGAUUGGAGCUGCUGUUCUGGACCUGGAGGUGCUCGUUAACCGGGUAAAAUGGAUGAAGGAUGCCUUGAAGUUUGGGAUGCCUUUGUCAAAUACUGCAAGACUGUCAUGGAAGUUUUUGGAACACCGAGGACCUUCCAGACAAGAGUGAUUGCAUUUUAGAGACUAGCUUAGAUGAUCAGCUGCUAUCAGUUGAAAAACCGAGGAGGAGCAUUGACAAGUACUGAUAAAUCUUAACUUUACAAUAUCACCUGUAAAUUUGUGCCCUCUAAAACUCCAAUCUCGUAACAAUUUUGCCUCUCAAAA